UCUCACCACGUAGUGUGUUAUAUCUUGUAUUCUCAUACGCACAGAAGAUAAAAGACACAGAAUCAAGCAGAUCAAGCUGAAAAUGCUUGAUUGGGACCAUUGGCUGGUGAAAUGGCGAGUGGAGUUUUGGGGGAGGGAGUGGAACUUCGUGGACAUAGGCACUUUCACUAGCCUAGUCUUCUUGCACUUCCUUUCUCUUUUUGCACCGUUUUACUUCACCUGGACUGCGUUUUGGCUGGCCAUUGCGCUCUACUUUGUCUCAGGUGUCGGUGUAACCCUCUCGUUCCAUAGGAAUCUGUCCCACAGAAGCUUUAAGCUUCCCAGAUGGCUCGAGUACUUCUUUGCCUAUUGUGGGGUUCUAUCACUUCAGAGAAGUCCACUUGAUUGGGUGAGCGUACACAGAUCCCACCAUCAGUUUACAGACACAGUGAAAGACCCUCAUAGCCCAGUCAGAGGAUUCUGGUUUAGUCAUGUUGGUUGGACAAUCGAUUACCGUGGUCGAAACGGAAAUUAUGAACCACGACUAAAGAAUGUUGGAGAUUUGAAAAGACAACCAUACUAUAUGUUUCUCCAUUAUACAUACCCUCUUCAUUAUAUUGCUCUCGGAGUUCUAUUGUAUUUUCUGGGAGGAAUGCCCUUUCUGGUUUGGGGAAUGGGAGUGAGGACGGUGCUUUUUCUCCAUGCUACAUUUGGAAUAAAUUCAAUUUGUCAUACAUGGGGACAGCAAAUCUGGGAAACUGGUGAUUUAUCUAGAAACAAUUGGUUGAUUGGAUUGCUGGCACAUGGAGAAGGUUGGCAUAAUAAUCACCAUGCUUUUCAGCACUCAGCUCGACAUGGCUUGGAAUGGUGGCAAAUUGAUGUUACUUGGUAUGUCAUAAGAUUUCUUGAACUUGUGGGUUUGGCAACAGAAGUGAAGCUUCCAACAGAGAUUCAGAAGAAACAAAGAGCUUUAAGCAACAAGAUAAUCUACGAGGAAAAGCAGCAGCAACUUGAAACAAAAGUCCAAAAUGGCAAGCUUUGAAAAACUAAGAUUAUAAUAGGUACUAUUUAUUACCUUAAAAUAAAACGUAUGUUUGGAUUGUUAAGAUAUAUUAGACCCGAACCUGACAUGAGGCCUGUGAGUCAGCUGUCUCGGGUUCAGUGUCUUGUCGGGGUCUAAUUUUUUUUUUUUGGGUAUUUAAAAAAAUUAUUAAGUAAAUAAAAUGUAAGUCUUUUACUAUUAUAAAGUAACAAAAAGAUGGGGAGAGAAUAGUUGGGAGGAAGUA
This is a messenger RNA of Rosa chinensis, 1265 nucleotides long. RefSeq names its product palmitoyl-monogalactosyldiacylglycerol delta-7 desaturase, chloroplastic. Lineage: Eukaryota; Viridiplantae; Streptophyta; Magnoliopsida; Rosales; Rosaceae. Bases 83 to 1021 code for a protein of 312 amino acids. The transcript is spliced from 5 exons. Gene Ontology annotation, biological process: lipid metabolic process. Gene Ontology annotation, molecular function: oxidoreductase activity, acting on paired donors, with oxidation of a pair of donors resulting in the reduction of molecular oxygen to two molecules of water. Gene Ontology annotation, cellular component: endoplasmic reticulum membrane. The record is from RefSeq and is a predicted model, not a curated record.